Molecule: messenger RNA, 951 nt
Organism: Branchiostoma belcheri (Belcher's lancelet)
Lineage: Eukaryota; Metazoa; Chordata; Leptocardii; Amphioxiformes; Branchiostomatidae
Product: melatonin receptor type 1C-like
Exons: 1
Coding region: 1-951 (316 amino acids)
Biological process (GO): G protein-coupled receptor signaling pathway
Cellular component (GO): membrane
Molecular function (GO): G protein-coupled receptor activity
Source: RefSeq, a predicted model, not a curated record
AUGGAGAAGGAUACAGGUACAAACCAGUCUACAUCAACUAGUACUAACAUAGAUGGGAGAGUGCUGGACGGGGUCGAAGCAGUCUACAUGAGCGUGGUGUCUUUGCUCGGAUUCGUUGGAAACAUCUUAAUCCUUACCCUGAUCCUGAGGAAUAAGACGCUGCGAAACUCUUCUAAUAUUCUCGUCGCUAACCUCAGCUUGGUUGAGCUUCUCGUAACCUGCACAGAACCGUUUCACGUAGUCGCCAUUGCUGCCAACGGCUGGCCGCUUCCAACAGCCGUCUGUGAAGUCGUGGCCUUUCUUUCUAUCACUGGGAUUAUGUGCUCUAUCGUUAACCUAACCAUCAUUGCCGUGAACCGUUACGUCCUAGUCGCGAGGUCUUCGGACGACUACCACCGGCUGUUCUCCGAUAGGAACACCGGACGUGUGGCCGGGCUGACCUGGGUGUACACCGUGUCGUUCGUCGGUGUCUCCCAGGCCGCGGGCAUGACUACGGGCUUCUACGAGCUGCCCAGGAAGUGUAUCGUCCUCGGAAACUCUUCCACCGCCAACGUCAACUUCGUCAAGGUAUGGGUCGGCCAGAUCGCCGUUCUCUCCGCUCUUUCAGCCGUGUUUUACGCCAAGACGUACUUGUACGUCCGACGGCGACGUCAGGAACAGACAUGUGACGUAAUCAUCAAGCGGCAAAGAGAGAGGGAAGAGAAACUGACAAAAACACUCUUCGUCAUCUUCGUCCUCUUUUUCUUGACGUGGUUACUGUCUACGUUAAUUGUAGGUUUGCACAUGGUCUCCUCUGUUUCUGUUCCUAGUGAAAUUCUCCGACUCGGUUCUAUGCUGUACUCGACUAACGUAGUUAUAAACCCGUUUCUCUAUGGCUGGAAAAACCAGAACUUGCGCUCGGCUGCCAGAAACAUGAUGAGAAAGAACGCAGUUGGCAGCGUAGAUACGUAA